AUGAAAUCCAAUGGAGGAAAGGUUAAUUGGGAAGCAGUGUGUAAGCCUAAGGCUAAAGGGGGUCUGGGUCUGCCAAACCUAGAAAUUUCUAACCGUGCAGCUGUCCUUAGAUAUAUUUGGGAUCUUCACACUGAUAAUACAGAUAGAAUCUGGUUGAAUUGGUGUCGAAUUCACCUAAUCAAAGGUAAGAAUCUCUGGUCAUUGAAAAUUCCACACUCAUACUCUUGGAGUUGGAGGAAAAUUCUGCAACUCAGACACCAGGCAAGGCAUUUUAUCAAACAUCUUAUUGGGGAUGGGAAUGAUACCUCAUUUUGGUUGGAUAAUUGGUCCUCUGGAGGGCCUCUAUGCCUCCGAUUUUCUCCUUCCAUCCUCUCCUCAUCGGGUAUCCAUGAACACACAAAAGUUUCUCACUUUAUUGGCAACAACUCUUGGAGCUUUCCACCCCAUUUAUCCUUAGCUAUCCCUGAGCUCCUCUCCCUACAGCAACCUGUUCCUUUCAGGAAGGACAAAUUGAUUUGGUUGGUGUCUCCUUCUGGUUCAUUCAGCUUGAAGUAUACUAUUUUCCACCUAUCUCAUCAUGGUCCUGCAGUUCAUCCCGAGAAUGAGAUUUAUCAUAUGGUUGGCUGUUCAAGGCAGACUCCCAACUCUUGA
Molecule: messenger RNA, 651 nt
Organism: Cornus florida
Lineage: Eukaryota; Viridiplantae; Streptophyta; Magnoliopsida; Cornales; Cornaceae
Exons: 1
Coding region: 1-651 (216 amino acids)
Source: RefSeq, a predicted model, not a curated record